GAUGAUGGAUCUCCCACACACUCCACCAGCUGCACAAUUUCAUCAGAAGCACCACAAUUACAAUUGCCAUUAUCAUUGAUAUCUCUCUAGAAAUUCAUUUCUGCUACCACAUUACCUGCAGCUUCAUGUCUGCCACUUCCGGUUCUCUCCAUUAAUUCUAUGUUCCUUCAUUUGGUUCUUGUCAUAUUUUGCUUGUUUCCCUUUUUACCGUUCUUGUUCCAACAGGAUGAAAAGUUUCCCUCUCCACCACUUCCUGACUUUGUUUUUAUCCUCAGUGACGUACUAGUUGCAUAAGCUUCCUGCAAAUUUAUAUAUGUCAGCAGAAAGUUGAGAUGAAGGAUGAUAAAAAGGACCCUCAACCCGUGUCAUCACGAGCUUCCCUUCUUGUGAAACUUAUAACCCUGCUAAAAUUUUAACAGCUUCUUCUCUAGCCUAGAGAGAUCAAACACCCCACAUGUCGUUUUCCAGCUCCAAAAACUUCUUCCAGCGUUUCUGUUUUGAUGAAUAUCUUAUGGACAGCACUACCGGUGGCAGUUUCUUCUCCAGUGAUCUUCUACCGUCACUAGGAGCCAGAAUUAACCAGACAACCAAGCUUCGGAGAUACAUAAUUUCUCCCUACAAUCCCCGUUAUAGGGCUUGGGAGAUGUGGCUUGUUGUUCUGGUCAUUUACUCAGCCUGGAUCUGUCCAUUCGAAGUUGCAUUUCUACCUUACAAGAAAGAUGCACUUUUCAUUGUUGACCACAUCAUCAAUGGUUUCUUUGCCAUUGAUAUUGUUCUCACCUUCUUUGUUGCAUAUGUUGAUAGCCGAUCUUAUCUCCUUGUUGAUGAUCCCAAGAAAAUUGCAAUAAGGUACAUAUCUACCUGGUUCGUUUUUGAUGUCAGUUCAACUGCUCCAUUUCAGUCUCUCAGCUUCCUCUUCUCAGAUAACGGUAGUGAACUUUGGUUUAGGCUACUGAGCAUGCUCAGACUCUGGCGUCUUAGACGGGUCAGCUCCCUGUUUGCCAGACUUGAGAAAGACAUCCGCUUCAACUACUUCUGGACUCGGUGCACCAAGCUCAUUUCUGUAACCUUGUUUGCAGUGCAUUGUGCCGGAUGCUUUGCCUAUCUGAUUGCAGAUAGAUAUCCCGAUCCAUCAAAAACUUGGAUUGGAGCAGUGUACCCAAAUUUCAAAGAUGCUAGCCUCUGGGGCAGAUAUAUAACUUCAAUUUACUGGUCUAUUACAACAAUGACCACCACAGGUUAUGGGGACUUGCAUGCUGAGAAUUCAAGGGAAAUGCUAUUUGACCUCUUUUACAUGCUGUUCAAUUUGGGAUUGACAUCUUACAUCAUUGGAAACAUGACAAACCUCGUAGUGCAGUGGACCAGCCGCACCAGAAAUUUUAGGGAUACAAUCAAAGCUGCUUCAGAAUUCGCUACGAGAAAUCAGUUGCCAUGCCGUAUACAGGACCAAAUGUUGUCACACAUCUGCUUGAAGUUCAAAACAGAAGGACUAAAGCAGCAAGAGACCCUAAAUAGUUUGCCAAAAGCCAUUCGCUCAAGCAUUGCAAACUAUCUCUUCUUCCCAGUUGUUCAAAACGUCUAUCUCUUUCAAGGGGUUUCUCAUGACUUCCUCUUUCAGUUGGUUUCAGAUAUGGAUGCUGAAUAUUUUCCACCAAAAGAAGAUGUGAUUAUGCAGAAUGAAGCUCCAGCAGAUCUAUACAUACUUGUCUCAGGAGCAGUUGAAUUAAUCUCCCAUCCUGAUGGAAACGAUCAGGUUUUGGGUAAGGUAGAGGCAGGGAAUAUGUUUGGAGAGGUUGGAGUUUUAAGUUACAGGCCGCAGCCCUUCACAGUUCGGACCACUGAACUUUGUCAAAUUCUACGACUGAACAGAACUUCAUUAAUGAACACCAUACAAGCAAACAUAGAAGAUGGACACAUAAUAAUGCAAAACUUUUUCAUGAAACUGCCAGGGCUAGAGGGCAACAACUUCUAUCCAAACAAAGAUUCAGGCUCGACCCACAGAGAAUGGUUUGGAGGACAAAGAGAUUUACAUGGAGGAUCCCACGAUGAACAACAGAGAAAUCUGUCGAAGCAAGGAUCAAGAGAAAUAGAUGUACAGGGAUUAGAAGCCCUUGAGAGGGUUGAAAGAGGCAGAGGAUAUUGUUGUCCUAGGUCUCUGUUGGACAUAAAUUCAACAGCUGAGGAAGGCCAAACAGCUCUCAACACUGCUGUUCGAGAGGGGCACAUUGAAAUGGCUAAGAUUCUUCUAGAAGAAGGGGCAAACAUAAAUAAAUCAGACGCCAGAGGGUGGACACCUAAAGCUUUAGCAGAGCAACAGGGAAACAAGAGCUUAUAUGAGCUGCUACUAACUUAUGAAAGUAGAAGGAAACCGGAUGAACAUAAAAUACAGGUUCUUGGCCCAGGUACCACAGAUGACACAAGGAGCAGUCCAAGCAGACAGAGUAGUGUCCUUAAUUUCUUCAAUACUCCCAGCAAUAGAGAAUUAGCAAAAUCAACCAGAAAGAGAGUUACUAUUAACAUGCAGGUUCAAAACAGUAGCCCAUCAAGUAUGCGGCUUGGGAAGUUAAUAAUUCUACCUGAUUCAAUUGAAGAGCUGCUCAGAAUUGCUGGUGAAAAGUUCAGAGGCUACAAAUUUACAAAAGUUGUAAAUGCGGAGAACGCAGAAAUUGAUGAUAUUUGUGUCAUUCGAGAUGGUGAUAAUCUGUUUCUCCUUUAAGAUUAAGAUGAAAGCUUAGAACGUUAAGUGACUCAAUGAAUAUUAGAAGGCAAU
Rubroshorea leprosula is the source of this 2770-nucleotide messenger RNA. The record is from the annotation of a GenBank genome assembly. NCBI's taxonomy places the organism in Eukaryota, Viridiplantae, Streptophyta, Magnoliopsida, Malvales, Dipterocarpaceae.